AGACGGUGUCUUCUAGGACCCGGAUUGAGGUAAAAUGGCGGGCUCGUGGUGAGCGGCUGUCAGGAAUGAAAAUAGAAAUACCUUGAAGAUUUUAAAAUCGGUUUCUCUUCAAAUCAUCUUCUCUCAUACCACCCGAUAAGGAUUUUGAUUCAUCAUGGCGUUAGCAGCAGUAAAAUGGGUGAUAUCAAACAGAACUCUCUGGAAACAUUUAUUUCCAAUUCAAAACGGAGCUUUAUAUUGUGUUUGUCAUAAAUCUACAUAUUCUCCUCUACCAGAUGACUAUAAUUGCAAAGUAGAGCUUGCUUUGACAUCUGAUGGCAGGACAAUAGUGUGCUACCACCCUUCUGUGGACAUUCCAUAUGAACAUACACAACCUAUCCCUCGGCCAGAUCCUCUGCAUAAUAAUGAAGAAACACAUGACCAAGUGCUGAAAACCAGAUUAGAAGGAAAAAAUGAGCCCUUGGAGCAAGGACCCAUGAUAGAACAACUUAGCAAAAUGUUCUUUACUACUAAGCACCGUUGGUAUCCUCGUGGACAGUAUCAUAGACGUCGUAGGAAACUGGAUCCUCCAAAAGACAGAUGAUACUGAGGUUUUCAGGAAUCAAAAAGAUGUUAUCUCGUGUCUCAUUCGCCUUUUGAGAAAAUGCAUUGAGUAUAUUCACUAACAUGUUAUAUAGCAAAAUAACAAUAAAAUGUGUUCAUAUAUUAGAAUGUAUGUUUCUUUAUAUAUAUUAGGGAAUUACGGAUUUGACAUUCUUACAGAAACCUACUUCAUCUUACUUUAGACAUUAAGGUCUGCCAUUUAUUUUUAUGUGUCUACUGUGAUUAAGUAUUUUUACAUCAUCAGCCAAAUAUUGUUAGUAGUGUAAAUAUGAUUAAUAGAAAUGUGCAUGGUUCUCCUUCUCAAGGAGAUUUUUAAAUUGCCUUUGGAAAGAAACUCAUGAGGUCUACCCAGAAAAUAAAUGUUACAAUUCUUUCUUGUGGCUUCUAGGAAAUAAUUAAAUUGCAGUUGAUCCUGACCAACACGAGUUUGAACUAUGCAGGUCCAUUUAUACACAGAUUUUUUUUUGGGGGGGGGAUAAAUAUAGUCCAGUACUGCAACUGUAUUUUCUCUUGAUAUUCUUAGUAACAUUUUCUUCUCCCUAGCUUUAUUGUAAGAAUAUAAAAUACACAUUGCAUGUAAAAUUA
This is a messenger RNA of Lutra lutra (Eurasian river otter), 1188 nucleotides long. It is a transcript of the gene MRPL42, whose product is annotated as mitochondrial ribosomal protein L42. NCBI's taxonomy places the organism in Eukaryota, Metazoa, Chordata, Mammalia, Carnivora, Mustelidae. Gene Ontology annotation, cellular component: mitochondrial large ribosomal subunit. The record is from RefSeq and is a predicted model, not a curated record. The transcript is spliced from 6 exons. Bases 155 to 583 code for a protein of 142 amino acids.